This is a messenger RNA of Nyctereutes procyonoides (raccoon dog), 1399 nucleotides long. It is a transcript of the gene SIRT5, whose product is annotated as sirtuin 5. NCBI's taxonomy places the organism in Eukaryota, Metazoa, Chordata, Mammalia, Carnivora, Canidae. The transcript has 10 exons. Bases 330 to 1262 code for a protein of 310 amino acids. Gene Ontology annotation, molecular function: NAD+ binding; protein-malonyllysine demalonylase activity; protein-succinyllysine desuccinylase activity. The record is from RefSeq and is a predicted model, not a curated record.
CCGGCGCAUGCGCGCUCCCCCGCUGCCGGGGUCCUUGACGGGCGGAGCAGCGAGGGGGAGGGAAGCGGACCCCCCGGAGCCCCCGGGCAGCGCCGCCACACGUGCGGAGCCUCCAGCCCGGGCGUGCUCCGGGCCUAGCCUGCGGGCCGCUGCCGCCCGGGAGACGAGGGAGGCGGCCGGAAGCGAGGUUCAAGGUCCCGCGGCCGGAGCAGAUCUACAGACCUUUCAUUCUGAAUUCUUCCAACAGUUUGCCCACUCGAUCAGAGUCAGCCCUGCCAGUUACCCUUUUGAUAACCCAUCUCAGGAAUUAGUACCACAAAGACAACUUGAUGCAACCUCUUCAGAUUGCCCCCUGUCGAUUACUUUAUGGGCUGUAUCGUGGAUUGAAGUCUCCAGCCUCCACUGGAACCCGGAUUUGCCCAACAAUGGCUCGACCAAGUUCAAAUAUGGCUGAUUUUCGGAAGCUUUUUGCAAAAGCGAAGCACAUAGUCAUCAUUUCAGGGGCUGGCGUUAGUGCUGAGAGCGGAGUCCCAACUUUCAGAGGAGCUGGGGGCUACUGGAGAAAAUGGCAAGCUCAGGACCUGGCCACCCCUCAGGCCUUUGCACGAAACCCUUCCCUGGUGUGGGAGUUCUACCAUUAUCGGCGGGAGGUCAUGCUCAGCAAGGAGCCAAACCCGGGGCACCUUGCCAUUGCCGAAUGUGAGGCCCAGCUGCGCGAGCAGGGCCGACGGGUCAUGGUCAUCACUCAAAACAUCGAUGAGCUGCAUCGCAGGGCUGGCACUAAGAACCUUCUGGAAAUCCAUGGGAGCUUAUUUAAAACGCGAUGUACCUCUUGUGGAAUUGUGGCUGAGAAUUACAAGAGUCCAAUUUGUCCAGCUUUAUCAGGAAAAGGUGCUCCAGACCCUGAAGCUCAAGAUGCCAGAAUCCCAGUGGAAAAACUUCCCCGGUGUGAAGAGGCAGGGUGUGGGGGCCUGCUGAGACCUCACGUCGUGUGGUUUGGAGAAAAUCUGGAUCCUGCCGUUCUGGAGGAGGUUGACAAAGAGCUGACCCUCUGUGACUUAUGUCUAGUGGUGGGAACUUCCUCUGUGGUUUAUCCUGCUGCCAUGUUUGCACCCCAGGUGUCUGCCCGGGGAGUGCCAGUGGCCGAAUUCAACAUGGAAACCACCCCAGCCACCAACAGAUUCAGGUUUCAUUUCCAGGGGCCAUGUGGUACCACUCUUCCUGAAGCCCUGGCUCCUCAUGAAACUGGCAAUGUUUCUUAGUUGUCCUGGGGAAAGAAGAAAUUGUAGUAUGUCUAAGUACUUGGGCCACACACAGAGAACUGAUCAUGGGGACCGUGAGCUAAAUACUGGAAAAUCUAGAAAUACCAUCAGAUUCCCUGGCUGGAAUCCCACCUGAU